AUGUCCGCUUAUAAUGAAUCUCCCAGCAUUGGACUAUUGGUGAGCGUAGGCCUGGUAUCCGGACUAAUAUUUUUUGAGUUUGUUUUGGCCGCUUAUAACGAGAGCUUUCGACAUAACCUAUGGAUCGCAUUCGUGUCGACAAUGGCCUCCCUGUCCGGCCUAUUCAUGUUACCCCUCGACGUACAAGUGUUUGGUUUUUUUGAGCUCAUGGUCCUUUUUCUAUACGUUUAUAUGCUUCGUGACAAAAGCCAACCCAAAUCAAUAGAGUUGGCUACGAUUUACUCGAGUGACUUGGAAAAGGCGGAUAUAUUUUUGUAUGAUAGCUCGGAAUCUUUUUGA
Oppiella nova is the source of this 339-nucleotide messenger RNA. The record is from the annotation of a GenBank genome assembly. NCBI's taxonomy places the organism in Eukaryota, Metazoa, Arthropoda, Arachnida, Sarcoptiformes, Oppiidae.